Oryzias melastigma (Indian medaka) is the source of this 934-nucleotide messenger RNA. It is a transcript of the gene spa17, whose product is annotated as sperm autoantigenic protein 17. Lineage: Eukaryota; Metazoa; Chordata; Actinopteri; Beloniformes; Adrianichthyidae. The transcript has 3 exons. The record is from RefSeq and is a predicted model, not a curated record. Bases 196 to 390 code for a protein of 64 amino acids. Gene Ontology annotation, molecular function: calmodulin binding.
UUCUCUCCUCGCGCUCCCUCUCGCUCUGCGUGAGCGGCUGUUUCUGAACAUACAGGGGGAUAGUUAGUGAGAGCCAGCCAGGCAUCUGUAUUAUAUCAGAGACUUAUUUUAAAGAGCGACUCGCUCGGUCCGCACAGAAAUUUUAGACGAGUUCUACCAGGUCAGCUCGCGGGAAAGCCGUCUCCGAGAUAAGACAUGGACUGUCACAAUGAGGAGUGCAGCCGGCCUCAGGAGGAGGAGGACAUCAUGGACAUCCCCCUGGACGACCCUGAGGCCAACAGGGCUGCUGCCAAGAUCCAGGCUGGAUUCCGUGGCCACAUGACCCGUAAGAAGCUGAAACCAGAAGACAAAACAGAAGGGGAGGAGAGACAGGAAGAUCGGGGACAGUAGGGAGGGACGACACAUCAUACCAGAACACUAACGCCCCCCUGUCCUUACCUGGAUGAAGAGAACGAGGAGAGGAGAGGGGAGGCGCGGCGGUGAGAGAUGGCUGGUAUAGGCUGAUCGGAGACACACCUUUUUAACCCCAGGAGGCGUUCUCUUUCCUUUUUUUGUUUAGUUUUUUUUUUUUUUUUUUCAGCACAAUUUAGCAGUAGAAAAUGAACUGUUCUUGAGGGUGUGUUAUGUGAAUUUUGUGAACUUUAACACUCCUUCUCUGCUUCUUCAGCAGCCUCAUCAGUCCGGAUGUCUUUGACCCAGAAUUUGCAACUCACUGCAUGUACUUGUGAAACUUCUGCUAGUGUGCUACUUUACUGUGAAUGUGAAGAUGAAUGUCCUCUAAAUGCUAAACAGGGCUUUUUUUGAUGGAUAAAUGCAUAUUGUCUACAGUAUAUACACUUUGUGUGAUUAGUGGUUUUUCUUUUAUUUUGAAAUGCUUGUAUCUAAUAAUUACUGCACUUGCAUAAUAAUUAAAGUUUCAAAAUUUACAAAAGCA